AAGAAAUCAAUAAUUGUUUACAUGUCACCGUAGCAACUAAAUUAUCAAGUUGCAUGUUUUGUUGUGUACCGUAAUCGUGCCAUAAUGGAUUAAAAUAAUUUUGACUUUAACUAAACAGAUCAAUAAAGGGAAGGUAAUUCAAGCGGAUCACGCGAUAUGACCGAAUCUAAGAGACCAAGUAAAAAUUCAAAAGGCAAGAAAGAGAAGAAAGCCCAAAUAGACGCCACCGUUGAUGACAGCUCCAGCUUGUCCAGUGUGAGCCAAGAAGAUGAGUCCCUUGGUCAAAUAGGCCAAGGAGUAGGGACGGCAUCCAUUACCAUAAACCGAGAGGAAUAUCUUCUGGCUUACAAGGAUCUGAUUUUCGAUCGUAACCACGUACAAAUAAAGAACAAUUUGCUUCACCGACGCCUUGCUGAAUAUUAUAAGAAAAGAAAACUUGAGCACGUUUUAAAACCGCUGGAAAAUGUACCGCACUUGGAAGAAAAAUAUCAACAAAAACUAUUUAGUUUUCAAGAGUUAAAAGAAAAGGAAGAACAUGAAAUGGCUGAUAUAAAAGCGAAACUAAACACAGUUGAAGCUGAAUAUGCAGGCAAGCUGGAACAAGCGGAGAAAAAUUUUGACGAACUGCAACACUAUGAGAGAACCACUGGUUCAGGACUUAUAUAUUCAAAGAAAGGCAAACCUAUUGCAGAUAAGACUGUUGAACGUUUUCUUACAUUGCAAAGAUCUAAAAGCGAACAAACAUCAGCCCUUCGUCUACGCUAUAUAAGAGCUAGAAACGCUGUCAAUGAACUGGAAUCAAUCGUUCGUAAAUUGGAAGUUAUAGCGCCAGGACUAAACGUUGCUCAAUACGAACAGCUGGACAUUGAUAAGCAAAACUAUUUAUCAAAAAUAGAAGAACGCGAAGAUGAACUCAUUAAGAACAGGACAAAUUGUACCGAGCAUAACCAAAUGCUUGCCCACAUAAGGGAGAAAAUGCAUCACACUGAUGAAGUCAUAGAUUUUGCUGAAUGUGAUCUUGGGGAUGCUGAAAUUGAACUUCUGCGAGCUAGAGAGGAAUUGGGAAAUGUUAAGGGUAGACGCGACAAGCUUCGUUGGUCUCUCGAGGCAGAACGAGUGAAAGCCGGUUUGCUCACCAGAAAGGAUUUGUUGCGUGAUUUCCAAGACGCCAGCGACGAGGUUGUAAUGCUAAGGGAGAAGAAGAAACUACUUGAGGAGCAAAUCGCUGAAACAACGAAGAAAUUACGGGAUGCUAGACAUAAAGUGCAACUUCAUACCGUAUUAGACGAAAUAUCGCAUGAUACCAAUGAUUUUAUAUUAUAAAAAAAUGAUAAACAUGAAGUAGACAUGUUACAUUUGUAUCUAUGGUGAAGACGACUUACUAGGACACUUGGUUCACAUUUUAUUACAAUAAAGCGCUAUCUCUUUCA
This is a messenger RNA of Maniola jurtina (meadow brown), 1430 nucleotides long. RefSeq lists its product as uncharacterized. The record is from RefSeq and is a predicted model, not a curated record. Gene Ontology annotation, biological process: cilium assembly. The transcript has 9 exons. NCBI's taxonomy places the organism in Eukaryota, Metazoa, Arthropoda, Insecta, Lepidoptera, Nymphalidae. Gene Ontology annotation, cellular component: axoneme; ciliary basal body. The coding region runs from base 157 to 1323 and encodes 388 amino acids.